This is a messenger RNA of Cladocopium goreaui, 438 nucleotides long. The record is from the annotation of a GenBank genome assembly. Lineage: Eukaryota; Dinophyceae; Suessiales; Symbiodiniaceae.
AUGUCCACCUGCCGCCAGAGCAAGACAUCGAAGAGCGAUGCUGCGGGCAGGAGCAAGUCAAAGAGAUCAUCAGAGCAGGUUGUUGCGGACACACCCGUGAAGAAGGAUGAUGAGCAGAAAAAAAGUAUGAGAGCCGAAGAAAAAAAUCUUAGAUAUCGUUUGAGUGCUGAAGACUACCAAAAGAUCCAGGGCUAUGAUGAUCUGCAGAAGCAGCUGGAGCUGGAUGAGGCGAAGGCGCUGUUGGCCCAAUGUCAGGACCCGCAAGGAUUGGUGAAGAGUUUGCAGGAAUCCGCUGAGCGCAUACGGCUUCUCGAAAAAGAGAAUGUGGACUUGUCUCGGAUUUUGACAAACUAUGUCUCGAACCCUGCUAUGCUUCCUUGCAGAGCUGGAGAUGCCUCAAUCAAAAGGGAGGUUCUAGUCAAGAGGGAGGUUCCAUGA